AUGAGCGCUCUCGGCAUCACCGCUCAGAUUCCGAAUUUCAUAAUGAGCAUAAUAAAUAUGUCACAAAUCAUCGGCGGUUCGCUGAUGAUUCGCGUCGCAGGACCACUUACGGUGAACUGCCUCAAUGUUGCCGUUAUUCUGGCGCUGGUCAUUUUUCAGGACCCUUCUCAGGAUGCGAUGAGCUGGUUCUACACUGUAUCGCUAGUUAUUGUCAUGGUGAUGAACGCUAGUAACGGAUUGUAUCAGAAUUCAGUAUUCGGUUUAGCAGCAGAUUUCCCAGCUGCAUACACGAACGCCCUUGUAGUGGGUACCAAUUUGUGGUUACCUUGCAACGCUGAUAUUCUAUGUGGCGUAUCGCUGGUGUACGUAACCCGACUGAAAUUCUACAAAUUCUACGUCAGGAAAGGAAAACUAAGCCGCAUUGCUGAACAUUCAACACGGCCCAGCUUGCGACAGUUCUACGAAACUUUCAAAAACAGUUGGAUGCAAUUACUGAGCAUAUUUCUGGUGUUUUUCGUCACUCUUGCCGUGUUUCCUACUGUACUUGCGGGUACUACGCCCAACAAAAAAGGUCAACCGUGGAACAGCGCCAUUUCAAAAGAGCUGUAUCCUGGCAUCACAACAUUCCUCAACUUCAACCUUUUCGCGGCAAUCGGGUCAUCAACUGCUAAUUUCGUGCAGUUCCCGGGACCAAAACUGCUGAUAGUUCCUGUGCUGGCCCGUCUACUGUUCAUUCCAUUCUUCAUGCUCUGUAACUAUAACGUCGACGAUCGGGUAAUGCCGGUGUUUUUCGCGAAUGAAUGGUUCUUCAUAAUUGGGAACACCAUCAUGGCAUUCACCAGUGGCUAUUUCAGUUCACUCGGAAUGAUGUACGCUCCGAGAGUCGUUCCGAGUGCACUCUCGAAAACUGCAGGAAUGGCAGCUGCUUUGUGUCUGGUCACAGGCAUAAUGUGUGGUGUGGCGUUCACACCAGUUGUUACUAUAAUGGUGAACAGAAUCAGCUGA
Molecule: messenger RNA, 1005 nt
Organism: Ostertagia ostertagi
Lineage: Eukaryota; Metazoa; Nematoda; Chromadorea; Rhabditida; Trichostrongylidae
Source: the annotation of a GenBank genome assembly